Messenger RNA from Linepithema humile (Argentine ant), 3672 nucleotides. It is a transcript of the gene Hnf4, whose product is annotated as Hepatocyte nuclear factor 4. Gene Ontology annotation, molecular function: nuclear receptor activity; nuclear steroid receptor activity; RNA polymerase II cis-regulatory region sequence-specific DNA binding. Gene Ontology annotation, biological process: regulation of transcription by RNA polymerase II; anatomical structure development; cell differentiation. The record is from RefSeq and is a predicted model, not a curated record. NCBI's taxonomy places the organism in Eukaryota, Metazoa, Arthropoda, Insecta, Hymenoptera, Formicidae. Gene Ontology annotation, cellular component: nucleus.
AAAAAACUGUAUAACUAAUAUCUAGCGUAUUGAAAUAAUAUUUACAAUAGAAAGAAAAAAAGUGCAUCAGCGUGUAGCGACGUAGCGGGACACGGUUCUGAUUAGAUUAUCAGUUUUGAGUCGUUCCUCCCUUCUUCUGCUCUUUUCCCCACUGCGAGCUCUAUCCCGGCGAUCUUCCAAAAGUCCUGCCUCAACAUUAGUGCGUUUGUCGGGAUCAAAUCAUGUGAAUCGGAAGCUCCUUUGUGCGACAUGCGUACAACUCGUACGGUGUUCUCGAUUCGUACCUAUCCCGUACCCACUAGUAGUGUCAGGUUAUCCUCAUCGACGACAAGGAUAGAAUUUGCUCGACAAGAAUGCACCGAUCGUACAUCAUUCUGUUUGCCGCAAGUUCACGUCGCACGACGACUUAUCUGUUCUCCCAAGAGCUCUGCAGCGAUUGCUACAACAAAAGAGAGCCAGAAAGCAGUAGUUCAUAAUGACAUUUUCUUAUGAAACCGACAAUGAUUUGGACAAUAUAAACGAUGGAGCAUUCUUCAGUCUACUGGAAUACACAUCUGAACCAGAAUCCAUCACAUUGCACGACAUUAUUACUACCACCGCCAUCACUGCCACCGUUACCGUCACCGCCACCGCCCCUACUACCACUAUCGUUGAUGCAGAUCUGAGUAUGGGCGUAGGAGCGGCGGGUGCUUCCGUUCUGGGCCUCUCUAACACGGGUGUCAACGCUGUUCUCUCGCAACUUUGUGCCAUAUGCGGCGACCGCGCCACGGGAAAGCAUUACGGCGCCGCAUCCUGCGACGGCUGCAAAGGGUUCUUCCGACGAUCAGUCAGGAAGAAUCACGUGUACACGUGCAGAUUUAAUAGAAGUUGCGUGGUAGACAAAGACAAACGAAAUCAGUGCAGAUACUGCCGGUUACGAAAAUGUUUCAAGGCGGGCAUGAAGAAGGAGGCCGUACAGAACGAAAGGGAUCGCAUAAGCUGCCGGCGACCCAGCUAUGAGGAACAGGCGAACAACGCCAGCGGCCUGUCAGUGGCUUCCUUAGUGCAGGCUGAUAGGUUCAGCAGACAAGUUGAGUUAGGUAGCCCGAACAGUGAUAUCGAUCUUACUACGAAGCGGAUAGCGGGCAUAAAUGACGUGUGUGAUAGCAUGAAGGAGCAACUGAUGAUCCUAGUCGAGUGGGCCAAGAUCAUUCAACCAUUCAGCGAACUGUCGCUGGACGAUCAGGUCGCGUUGUUGAGGGCUCAUGCGGGCGAGCACUUACUACUGGGGGUGGCAAGGCGCAGCAUGCAUCUCAAGGACGUAUUAUUACUGGGCAACAAUUACAUCAUCACGAGGAACUGUCCUGUAAUAUCGUUGCAAUCCAUAGAAGGCAGCAACCAGCAGGACUUGGACAUCAGCAAGGUGGGCGUUAGAGUGAUGGACGAGCUGGUAAAGCCGUUAAACGAGGUCCAGAUUGACGAUACGGAAUUCGCUUGUCUCAAAGCUAUCGUGUUCUUCGAUCCGAACGCGAAAGGUUUAACCGACACGGCGAAGAUUAAGAACCUACGCACGCAGAUCCAGAUCAAUCUCGAGGAUUAUAUCAGCGAUCGUCAAUAUGACAGUCGAGGACGUUUCGGCGAGAUGCUGCUGACGUUACCGGCCUUGCAGUCGAUUUCGUGGCAGAUGAUCGAACAGAUCCAGUUCGUCAGGCUGUUCGGAGUGGCGCACAUCGACAAUCUGCUCCAGGAGAUGCUUCUGGGCGGCACCACGUCGGAAAUGAACGGCACCACCACGUCCAUAUCAAUCUCAAACACUGCGCCGGGUAGUUACGUGAGCAGCAACGGAAGUCCCAGCAGCAGUCCUUUGACGCCGACCAACGUCGACAGCCUCAGUCCGCAGGCCGAUCAGAUGCUGGCUGCGACGAAUUCGCCCGUCAUGAUCUUGAGAGAAUUACCACCGAUCGUCACCCAGGAGGAUGUCGCCUUCAGGUUUUUUAAGCAAGAGCCCGAGUCCACCUUCUGACUAGAUCGGGAAUCCAACUUCUCGUUGACUAGUUGUUUCGAUUAAUAAUAAUUUUUGAAGAGAAAAAAAUUUUUUACAACAUAUAUCAAAUAGAUCUUGUAUGUUAUCAAUUAGAAUAUAUAACGAAAUUUUGUAUUUUUCUAAGGCAUAUUUCACACUUCAUAUCAGAAGAACAAAACAUUUUUUUAAGUAUUCUAUUGAUAUCGAGAAAAGUUGAUAUGUAAUGGAAGAUAAAGUAAGAUAGCAGAAAAGUAGCAGUGCCUGAGAGAAAUAGAUGUGGAACUACUUAGAAUCGUAUACGUGGAGUUUUGUACAAUUGUAAGUUUGACGGUGCAACAUAUCAUGUUUCCAGUUGCAAUUUAUAAUGAACAAUAAUAAUUAGCAACAAUCUAAUUGACAGUUAGUGAUUAACACAAUUAGUGAUUGAACUUGAAACAAGGAUUGAAAUCGGUGUAAUUUUGGCAAAUUUGUGCUAUAUAUAAAAAAAUUAGAUAUAAAAAAUUAGCUUCUAAAAUAAUUUUCGAAUUUUUGAAAUCCAAAUUCAGCGGAAUAAUACCAGUUUCAAUCAUUGACGUGGAGAAAUAAGAAAAAUAAGAUUACGCUCGAUUCAAUCAUUGUUUAGAAGUACGUCGUAUUAAAUAAGCAGAGAUAAUUACGCAUCUAUCAACGAGAAAUAUUUUUUUACUGUUUUGCUCAGUCCAUGAAUCGGACAAACGAUGUUAAUAUAUUUUGUAAUUGUGUAAAUAGUACGAUAUAGAAUAACGUAAUAACAUAUAUAACAUUCCAAAUAUAUUCAUUCGUUGUAUAAACAUUAGUUAUAGAUGUUUUAUAAGAGAGUUGAUGAGGGGAGGACGCGCGCGUGCUAAGUAAUUAUCGAGCGCGAGCUUCCUGCAAAAUGAAGAAUGCGCCAUUGCAAUGCAAUUUAUCAUUAGUAGCAUAGUACUAAGGAAUGCGCGUGCAUUGGCAUUUUGUACAUGCGGAUAUUGAACAGUCAGUAAACCGGCUGUGUCUGAUCUGGAUGGCUAGUGCACGUCACCAUAGUGUUAAGUUCUAGCGAAAUGUUCACGUAGACACCGUGGUCUGAUAGAAAACAAUAGUGUAAUAAUCAGGUAAACACAGGGAUGAUAAGAGAAGUAAUGAAGGCGUACAGAUUUGUGCUACGAUUAUGAUACGCAAGAAUAGUUCUAAGCUUUGAGAAUAAUUUUGUGCAAAUGUGAAACAGUAAAUUGUUUCUAUUCUCGAUAUAUGUCUGAUGAGAUUAGGCCUUGACCUGAAAAAUUUAUGCAACAAACUUUACACAACUAAAACAUGUGUCUAAAUUGAGGACAGUAGUUUGUACAAGGCAUACUUCGGGAUUUUAUUUUUCUUAUUUAUUAUAAUUGUAUAAAAUGUGUCAUAUUUGCAAUAUUAAAUUUUAGAUAAUUCCUCAUGAGAAAUGUCUAUCUAAUGUUAGACAAUACAUUUAUACACAAAUUCACAAUAUAUAAUGUUAUGUAAAAAGACAUACUUUACAUAAGUCAUAGAUUUUAGCACAAUAAGUCUGGCGAAUAUAUUUUCUAUUUUUGUACGAAGAUAGUUUCAAAGUGUUAAUGUUUCGUUAUAUAAAAUAUUAAAUAAUGUAAUAAAGGAAACGUUAUCGCUGAUGAAACGAUAUUCCGUUGGAAAAUUAA